UACACACGUACACACGUAUAUGCUCAGACUUGAUUUGUAACAGCAUUCUUUGCUUCUUACUGUUUUAAUAAAUAAAGAGCGAAGGACCUUUCUUUAGAGUUUCAUUAAGUUAGGGCAUGACCAGAUGUUGGAACUUGUGCUUGUUUGAGUGGUGACAUUUUAUAUGUACCGGGCAUGUUAGAAUUUUACACUUCAUUAAGCUUGGAACACUUAGAAUGUGGCAUGGUUAGCUGCUGUCCCUUCAGGAAGUUUUGCGUGAGAAGCUAAUGUGAAUGCUUCAGAGGCCAGGAGAAGACUGGCAGAAUCCCUGGUAGCCUUUGUAAGUCUCAGUCAUAUAUUCUGGAGCAAAACUGUUUCUCAAUUGAUAAGUAGAAAUAUUCCUUCGUGAAGUGCUGGUGGGUUAUAGAUCAUUAAUAUAUCUAAACGGUUGUAUGGUGUUUUGCAGCUUAUGCAAGUAGGAAUACCAAAGAAAGAGCUUGGAACUUAAUUUUUUAAUAUGUUAAUAAAUUACAAAAAUUGUAAAUUAGGAAACUAAAUGGGAAAAUUAUUUUAAAAGUAAUCCCUCCAAGUAUCGUUAACUUAAACUAGCAACUCUUGCUUCUUUAUCGAGAGAUCUAGAAUUCUAGUUAAAUGAUGUAGUACUUUAGGCUUUUUGUCGAAUUUGAUUUUGGAAUGUUGGGGCUAAUUCAUACCUGUGGUAGAAAGAGGUUCUGUAGGCAAUCACUUGAAUAAACAUCAGUGUGUGUGUGUGUGUGUGUGUGUGUGUGUGUGUGUGUGUGCAUGUGCAAUUUCUAAUUAUAAGUACACAACACCUCAGUUGAAUAUUUCUCUAUACAAUAUGGAGUCUGCAUCCAAAUCCAGAAUUCUUAAUAUUUUUGAGAGGAAGGGAGACACAGAGAGAGGGAGAAACAGAGACACAGAAAGACAGAGAGAUAUAUAGUGAAUAAGACUCUCUUGCUUCAGAAAUCGGAAGGUGCCACGGAUCUGACGGCACAUACUGCGUUUCUGCAUUUCAAACGUGUUAACAGAAUUAUGAAAAGAUAAUUGGUCCUCCUCCCACCUCGCUAGUUUCCUUGCACUCUGGUCCGCGUUCAGAAACAGAAGAGGGCAUGAUUAACAAUGGUACGCUGCCAUCUCAGACUUCCUCCACCUUUGCCUUAUUCCUGUACAGUCACUAGAGGGUAGGAGAACAUCAUUUCUCACCGGAGAAGGGAGUCCACUCUCGCUCUCUGUAUUAGGAGUUGCCGUAACCACCCGGAGCAGUAAAGUUUCCCAGAAUGCCUUGGUGAAGCCUGACAAAGCAGUAUUUUCUCCUUUAUUGAUUCGGCUACUGCACUAAAACACCGUCCUCCUUGAUCCGCAACUUACGCCUCUCGGAGUCCCUGCGGAAGAACCAGCUCUGGAAUGGGAUUAUAAGCAUAACUCUGUUGGAAGGGAAGAAUGUCUCAGGAGGCAACAUGACAGAGAUGUUUGUCCAGUUAAAACUGGGAGAACAGAGGUACAAAAGCAAGACACUGUGUAAGAGUGAAAAUCCGCAGUGGCAGGAACAGUUUGACUUUCACUACUUCUCUGACAGGAUGGGCAUUUUGGACAUUGAAGUGUGGGGAAAGGACAACAAAAAGCAUGAGGAGCGACUGGGCACGUGUAAAGUAGACAUCUCAGCGCUCCCACUGAAGCAAGACAACUGCCUGGAGCUACCUCUGGAGAGCUGCCAGGGGGCUCUCCUCAUGCUGAUCACCCUGACCCCCUGUACUGCAGUCUCCAUCUCUGAUCUCUGUGUCUGCCCUUUAGAGGACCCCAGUGAAAGACAGCUGAUUUCCCAGCGAUACGCCUUACAGAACUCUCUGAAGGAUGUGAAAGACGUUGGUAUUCUCCAGGUGAAAGUUCUGAAGGCCGCAGACCUCCUGGCAGCUGACUUCUCAGGGAAGAGCGAUCCUUUCUGCCUAUUGGAGUUGGGCAAUGACCGACUUCAGACACAUACCAUUUACAAAAACCUCAAUCCUGAGUGGAACAAAGUUUUUACAUUCCCUAUUAAAGAUAUCCAUGAUGUGUUGGAAGUGACAGUGUUUGAUGAGGACGGAGACAAGGCCCCGGACUUUCUUGGGAAAGUUGCCAUCCCCUUGCUGUCUAUUAGAGAUGGACAACCUAAUUGCUACGUGUUAAAGAAUAAAGAUUUAGAGCAAGCAUUCAAGGGGCUCAUUUACUUAGAGUUGGACCUCAUCUAUAAUCCGGUCAAAGCAAGUAUCAGGACCUUCAGUCCAAGAGAAAAACGGUUUGUGGAAGACAGCCGCAAGCUGUCCAAAAAGAUAUUAUCGAGAGAUGUAGACCGUGUAAAAAGACUCACUAUGGCCAUAUGGAACACAAUACAGUUCUUCAAAAGCUGCUUCCAAUGGGAGUCUACAUUAAGGAGUACAGUAGCAUUUGUGGUGUUUUUGGUCACCGUCUGGAAUUUUGAACUCUACAUGAUCCCUCUGGCAAUGUUGCUACUCUUUCUGUACAACUUCCUUAGACCCAUGAAAGGGAAAGCCAGCAGCACCCAGGACAGCCAGGAUAGCACAGACAUAGAGGAGGAAGAGAAAGAGGAAGAGAAGGAGUCUGAGAAAAAGGGAAUAAUUGAGAGAAUCUAUAUGGUCCAGGAUAUUGUUUCCACUGUCCAGAACAUCUUGGAGGAAGUCGCUUCUUUUGGAGAAAGGAUUAAGAACACAUUUAACUGGACAGUGCCCUUCCUUUCGCUGCUGGCCUGUUUGAUUCUGGCCAUAGCCACGGUCGUUUUGUAUUUCAUUCCUCUACGGUAUAUCAUUCUACUCUGGGGCAUCAAUAAAUUUACUAAGAAGCUUCGAAAUCCUUAUUCCAUCGACAAUAAUGAGCUCCUCGACUUUCUCUCCAGGGUGCCCUCUGACAUUCAGAAGGUGCAGUAUGCAGAGCUGAAACUCUGUGGCAGCCACAGCCCACUUCGGAAGAAGAGGAGCACUGUCUAGGGUUCACACAGACUGCAAACUCCAGCAUCCAAUGUGCAGCCAGUCAGACCUGGAUCCUGGCUGCUCUAGUGGUACCAAGGUGUCCUAAGAUGUCUGUUCAGCCUGUUCAUCCCUCUCUGUUCUCUUUACAUACCCAGAUGCAAGCACACGUGCACACAGGUCUCUAUGCAUGGGUAUCCCAGAUGCCUAGACAACCAAACCAUCAACAGGCAUCAAGUCUGAGACUGUGCGAGCCUCGCGUCCACUUUUAGGACAUAAGACAAGGUGUCCACAUGUCUGAACACCAUCCUUGAGAAUAACCAGGAGACCACUUGAUUCUGGGAUGAUGCUGAACUGAUUUCAAUACCAUCAGUGGAUUUUUCACUAAAAAUGAUUAGUUAUUUUUAGUUGAGGCUGGUGGUUCACAACUGUAAUCCUAACAGCGAAGAGGCCAACGCAGGACAGUCCAAGCUCAAUGCCAGCUCAGGAAUUGUGCUAUGUCGGCCUCCACUCUAUAGUAAAAACUCUGUCUUAAAACCGACAAUCAACAGAAGUUCAGUUAUUUCCAGUCUUGAUCCCCUGACUUGUCCCAUGUUAUUUUGCUUCUCUCUAUCUACCCAGAAAUGAAUAUUAGAAAAUGAAUAUUUAGUGAUUUCCAGAAUUAACUCAAAUAUUUAGGAAGCUUUCAGCUGUGAUUACUAAAGACAUGCUUAUUUAUUUAUUUUUGGUGGCCCCUUAGUAUUAGAUGCCAGUUUAAAUCACAUCUCAGCUGUUGUUGGCAAGGGCUAUUCCUGAAGGUCCCAAAGAGACACUCAUUGGAGUCACUCAUUGGAAGAAUAAGGGUUUUGUGGUAGUAUUAGGUUUCUGUAAAAUGCCAUUUCUUCCAGCAUCACUUUUUUGCUUAUUACUAAAACAAGAUGUCAAUGUGCACCCUUAGAGAGAUGCUGAAGGUUGGGGCAGAUGAAUUGGUAGAUUCUGAAUGUAUUUAGUAAUAUCCAAGUAUGACGGGGCUUAUUUAACUGAGACUCUUAGUGAAAUCUAAUCAUUUCGGUUGUCUGAUGUUUUGAGCAGACAUUUAAAAUGUUUUUGCUGUUCCAAACUUGUCUUUUAUUUUUCUAAGGAUCAAUAUAAGGUAUAGACAAUGGAAGCUUAUUUCAAAAAUCCUGGUCAUACCAAACAACCACCAAAAAUUCCUCUAUAGAGAGUAUUUGAAUCCUGAGUACCCUGCAACCCCACAGCAUACCCUGCUAAGUUUAAAACAAUUAAUGAUGUGCAUGUAAAAAGUGUACAAAUAUAUCUUUUUAUUAAAAUGAUAUUUAAGCUUUAAAAUCUAUAUUUCAUCAGCAUAUACUUGCUAUGUGCAGAUUUGUAUAUGUAUUGUAAAGAGAAGCUGAGGUAAGAAGACGUAAUUCACUUGUGUUUAGCUCUUUUUUUUGUUUCUGCAUUGUAAUUUAAUAAUCUUCAAACAAAAUGUUUUAUGAAAAAAAAUGCCAAAGACUCUAAACUUUGUCAUCUCCUGUCUGUUUUACUUCGUAUUCUUCUUCCUGAUUUCUCUGUGACAGAGCCCGAUUUCUGCAUGAUUUGAUUUACUUCAAGUUAAUGAGGCUGGCUGGGAAAGAGCCUUGACGAGAUUCUAAAAGCCCCAGUAAAUCUGUUAGUUGUACAUACAAUAGAUACCCGAGAACUUCUUUGUCUAACCAGUUACUCAAUCUUCUGUGUAAACAAUACCUCAUUGUCUUAUUCCUGUCAUCCAGUUUAUCAUAGUCUGUCAUUUAGUAAUGACCCAAGGCAGACAUCUAUAAGCCAUCAUGUGAGAUAAGAGCAGCCAUUGGAAUGGAAACUUUGGAGAGCCAAAUAAUCCCUUAUUUAUUUAAAUGUAGGACCCAUCCUUCAUAGCUGUUCUUUUCCUUUAGAAUUUCUAAAUGAAAUAAUUUUCCCAACAGGAAGGUAUUAUUAGUGCGACUUCUUUCCCCCAUAUCCCCGAUAGAACUCACAGCAUUAAAUUCAGGUCACAAAUGCCAACUGGUAUUUGAGAGCAAGUUGGGGCCAACUUUUUCUAUACUCUACUGAAGACAAUUGAGAAUUUAUGAAAUCAACAUUGCAUGUGAGAAAAUGAGUAUUCGUUGGAAGUGAAAUGUUAAGAUUCAUACAAUUAUUUGUAGUUGCACAGGUCUCAUCCUUAUAUGCUUUGUCUUAGCCCAGGAUGUCAGAGAGUGACAAAUCGUAUAAUCUAAUACUUUAUUCCAUCUUGACGAAGCACCUGUCAUGGUGCUGUAGGCAGAAUUAUUCUCCUUGUAUUCAUGGGACCAAAGCUAGCAUGAAUUUCUUUUUUUUCCUUCUUCCACUGUUUGAUAUAAGAAAGAAAGAUUUGUUCUAACCCCAAAAUGUAUGAACUUCUGCAAGACUUUUCUCCUUUCUGAGAAUUAUCACAAUUGAUACUUAUAGAAAGAAGUCCUUUGGCAUGUCCAAAUUUGCCAGCUAAUUUGACAGUUUGUAUGUUUUGAGACAAGCACUGAGUAACAUGCAUGUUACUAAAUCACCACAGUCAUAAAUCUGAUAGCUUGUGGCCACUCUAUAAAGACAAAAGAUCCAAAGGAAAGCUAAAUUCUCACACCACUACAGUCCAGCCACAAGAGUUUGAAGCCUUGUUUCUUAGUGACCCAAGAUCUCUCAUACAAACAUCUGGAGCCUAACUCAUAAACUCUCACAGCACUUUACACGAAAGGCCAGUCUUUAAAGCAUGAGUUGUGUUAUAUGUUAAAGCUUGCUGUUUAGCAAGGUAUCGGGAAAUUCACCUAUCCCUUCAGACAUGGACCAACCCGGGAGUCCCACAAUGAAAGAAUGGAGUCAUUUCUCCUUUUCCUGCAAUAAAAUAACUCCACCUGCUUCUGUGAGUGACAUGAUUCCCUCUCUCUAGAAACUCACUGUUUCAUUGGAGUGUGUUUCAAUAAAUUAUAUAUUUAUGUCUUGGUAAAUUAUUUUAUCAGUACAUAACUCUCUUUCCUAUAUUGGAUUACAUUGGCAACUACUAUGUGACUAACAGGCAAGUAGCAUAUGCAAUGUGAAUACUUUGAAUGAAGACUGACUCACAUUCAAGACAAGGUGGGCUACAAGAUGCACGAUGCAGAUCCAUUAUUCAGAGCAUAUGGUAUCCACUUAAUGAUUUUGUUGAAAUUAGUAGAUGACAUAUUCAUACUACUCAACCUAAAGAUAAUUAAUUGGGAAUGUUAAAGCUUUGUAAAGUGUUCACAGUUCCCUUCUUUGUCCCACACUCACUUUUAGAGCACUGCCAAAGUCUUAUCUUAAAGGCUUGUCUUCUGAACUGGGGCCAGGGAUCUCUUGGAUAUCUUUGAUUUUGGUCUUUGUGUUUUUCCCUCAUCUACAAACCUAUGUAAUCCAGUCAGUCAGGGCUGGAUAUAGUAUUGCUUCUCCUGGUAGCCAUACUGCGUAAUAUUCCAUAUGUCAUGGGAAUGAGGGGAAUCUCAUUGAGCUGGGUUAGUCUUCAUAUUAGCUCUUCCACUUUUGAUGACUUUCCCUAAAUGUCUAAGUAGAUGCUAUUCUCCUUCAAGUUUGAAGUUCUCCUGCUCUGAUGGUGUCACCUUUGACUUUGUGCUAUCUGAGUUUCCACCUCCUGAUACAGCAUAAGAUGGGGAAGGCCUCAGUGAAUUGGUGAGUGCUAACCCAUGUGUCUCGGUGAACCACUACUGUCAUCAUGAAGUCACUUUAUCCUUCUAGCUACCUUCCAAAUCCCCUACCUUCAAACAAUGUGUCAUAGCCAAUGAUUUGAGAUCAAAGUUUGAGGAAAUGAAUUCUAACAGAUACACCAAAACAUCAAAAAUCAUCUGUAUAUCUACUGAAGGUCAGAGCUUCCAGAGGCCUUGGCCCCACUCUUCUCUACUAGACAUACCAGUCUAUAAGCCACUCAGAAAUACAUGCCUAACAGCACAAUCAUGGGCCAUUUAUUUCUGAGUCUUUUUAUAUGUUGCUUCUUUUUUUAAAGAAAAAAGAGAAAGGAAUAACCCAGAAAGAUCAAUGGUGCCCAUCCUGGACAGUGAGUGAUUGCAUGAAGUAGAGUGCUUAUUUUGUGUGAUAGAUAUGACUUCUGGAUAUGUCAAUGACCAACUAUUCAAUUAUGCAAUGUCUUGUAUUUGGAGAAAUUCUUACAUGGCAAUAGAAAAUACAGUGUUUGUGAAUUGUAAAA
Molecule: messenger RNA, 7158 nt
Organism: Rattus norvegicus (Norway rat)
Lineage: Eukaryota; Metazoa; Chordata; Mammalia; Rodentia; Muridae
Source: RefSeq, a predicted model, not a curated record